CAAGCCUCCUACACACACCUUAAACUGCAGAAUGGCUCCAUCACCUUGACAGCUGUUUUUAUACCAAGACUAACUGUCUUAGCCAGCUUUGUGGGUACAAUUCACUUAAAUACAGAAACAACAAAUCUGCUGCUCUGAAUGGAGUUCCCUGUAGCCAGCGAUGGUGUUCACUCGUCUGCAUACAUACCCAGACUUCCAGUAGCCAAUGAGAAGGCACCACCUGGAGGGUAUGAUGAGUCUGGGGACUAUCAGUGUUAUGGUGAUGGGAGCAGUGUAGCAUCCCUCGGAUCUCAUGCUCUAACUGGCUACGAGACUCUAGACACCCCGCCACACUAUGACUUCUACGCCAACACAGGGGUGUGGGGCCGACGGAGGCGUUUCAGACCGUCUCUGUACCAGCUGCACACAAACCCUGAGGUUGACUCCAGACCUCCCUUGUAUGAGGAGACAACAGGUGGACAGAUGGAAGGAGGAGACAGCUCAGAGGAAGAUGAGGACGAGCAAAAGGAGCCACCACCUGAACCUACUCGCUUUGGCUGGGUACAGGGAGUCAUGAUCCGUUGCAUGUUAAACAUCUGGGGAGUGAUCUUGUACUUGAGGUUGCCUUGGAUCACUGCACAAGCUGGUAUAGGUCUGACUUGGGUGAUUAUCCUGCUGUCCUCUUGUAUAACCGGGAUCACUGGACUCUCGACCUCAGCCAUUGCUACCAACGGCAAGGUCAAAUCAGGUGGGACCUACUUCCUGAUCAGUCGCAGCCUUGGUCCAGAGCUGGGUGGGUCCAUUGGUCUGAUCUUUGCUUUUGCCAAUGCUGUAGCUGUCGCCAUGCAUACUGUGGGCUUUGCUGAGACUGUUACAGACCUCAUGUCCGAAAAUGGAGCUGUCAUGGUGGACCGAACCAAUGACAUCCGCAUCAUUGGCAUAAUCACUGUUACAUGUCUACUAGGUAUCUCAAUGGCUGGCAUGGCAUGGGAGUCAAAGGCCCAGGUUCUGUUCUUCCUGGUCAUCAUGGUGUCAUUUGCCAGUUACAUUGUUGGAACGAUCAUCCCAGCUACCCCACAGAAACAAGCCAAGGGUUUCUUUAGCUACAAAGCGGAUAUCUUUGCUGCCAAUUUUGUGCCCAGCUGGCGGGGACCAGAGGGCAGCUUCUUUGGAAUGUUCUCCAUUUUCUUCCCCUCUGCCACGGGUAUCCUGGCAGGAGCUAACAUCUCUGGAGAUCUGAAGAAUCCAGCAGUGGCUAUCCCCAGGGGAACCCUGUCAGCAAUAUUCUGGACCACCAUAUCCUACCUCAUCAUCACUGCAACCAUAGGAUCCUGUGUGGUGCGGGAUGCAUCUGGUUUGUUAAACGACACCCUGUUACCGUCCUCUUCUGUUGAGGAUUGUGUUGGUUUAGCUUGUCGAUAUGGAUGGGACUUCACAGAGUGUAUCAACAGUAGCUCAUGCACCUAUGGCAUCAGUAACUACUAUCAGGCAAUGAGCAUGGUGUCGGCCUUCGCCCCUCUCAUCACUGCUGGUAUAUUUGGAGCGACGUUGUCCUCUGCUUUGGCCUGCCUGGUGUCUGCUCCCAAAGUCUUCCAGUGUCUGUGUAAGGACAAACUCUACCCUCUAAUCGGCUUCUUUGGCAAAAGUUACGGCAAGAAUGAAGAACCACUCAGAGGCUACCUGCUAGCGUACAUCAUCGCUGCCUGCUUCAUUCUCAUUGCCGAGCUGAACACCAUCGCUCCCAUCAUCUCCAAUUUCUUCCUCUGCUCCUACUGCCUGAUCAACUUCAGCUGCUUCCAUGCCUCCAUCACCAACUCACCAGGUUGGCGUCCAUCCUUCAGGUUCUACAGUAAGUGGUUGUCGUUGCUGGGCUUUUUGUGUUGUGCGGUUAUCAUGUUCCUGCUGAAUUGGUGGGCAGCCCUCAUUGUGUUUGGCAUCGUCUUCUUCCUUUUGGGAUACACACUCUACAAGAAGCCUGAUGUUAACUGGGGCUCGUCAGUCCAGGCAAGCUCCUACAACAUCGCUCUGAACCAGUGUGUAGGCCUCAACCAUGUGGAGGACCAUAUCAAGAAUUACAGACCCCAGUGUUUGGUGCUAACAGGUCCUCCAAGCAGUCGUCCAGCUCUGGUGGAUCUCGCAGCCUGUUUCACAAAGAAUCUCAGUCUCAUGAUGUGUGGCAAUGUAGUCACUGCUGGUCCUUCCCCAUCAGUAGUGGAAAAGGUGAGCAGCAACAGUCAUGUUACCUGGUUGAACCGACGGAAAGUCAAGUCAUUCUACAGUGGUGUAGUGGCUACAGAGCUACGCCCAGGAGUGAACAUGUUGCUUCAGGGGGCAGGUUUGGGUCGUAUUAAGCCAAAUGUUCUGCAUGGUUUCAAGAAAGACUACCACACUGACACACCUCAGGCUGCACACAACUACAUAGGAAUACUGCAUGAUGCCUUUGACCUUCAGUAUGGUGUAUGCAUGCUGAGAAUGAAGGACGGCCUGGACGUCUCUUACCCGCCUCAGUCAUUUGUUAAUCUCAGCUUUGAUGGAGGACAAGAGAGUCUAAACACCAUCUCUGCCCCUUCCCGCAUUCAGACAAGGACUACAUCUUCUGUCUCCACUGAACCAGAGCCUCAGCCUAGUACAGUGUUCCAAAAAAAACAAGGGAAGAAGACCAUCGAUGUGUACUGGCUGUCUGAUGACGGAGGUCUGACCCUGCUGCUGCCCUACCUGCUGACUCGGAGGAAGCGCUGGGCCAAAUGUAAGGUCCGAGUGUUUGUGGGCGGAGACACAGAGAGGAAGGAGGAGCAGAGAGAGGAGGUGUUGGCACUAAUCAAGAAAUUCCGCCUUGGCUUUCAUGAUGUUGAAGUGCUUCCCGACAUCCACCAGAACCCCCAGCCUGGGAGCAUUCAUCAGUUUGAGAACAUGGUGGGUCGCUUCAAGCUGGAUACAAAUCCCAAACAGCACUGUGAUUCUGGGCCACUGAGACAGCAGGAGGAGCCAUGGAUCAUCACUGACCAGGAUUUAGAGAGGAACAAGACCAAGUCUCUUCGUCAGAUUCGUCUAAAUGAGGUCCUGCAGGAUUACUCCAGAGAAGCUGCUCUGAUUGUUAUAACCAUGCCAGUGGGGAGGAGAGGAGUGUGUCCCAAUACUCUCUACCUGGCGUGGCUGGACUUCUUGUCACAUGAUCUGAGACCUCCAAUUUUGAUGGUCAGAGGAAAUCAGGAAAACGUGCUCACCUUCUACUGCCAGUGAAAUGUCUCCUUCAGACCAGUAUACUGAUACUGAACUACAACUGAUUACUCACUAACAUCCUGACAUUUUCACUUUGAUGAUCGUCUAAUCCUGUAAUUAAUGUAUGAUUAGAUUCUGUAAUUGCCAUCUUCUGGCCCUUAAAUUUAACAUCUUAACAAUGAACACAUUUUAGAAGUUCUGCAAAUGGAAAUCACUGAAGGGAGCAUAUACGAAACUGUAGCCAUUAUUAAUAGUAAAGACAAUUGUUAUCAAAAUGAUUUGUAAUGUCAAAUAUGUGCACCACAAUGUUUUUUUUUCCUUCAGUGGUCCAGUGUGUAGAAUUUAUGGGUAUGUAUUGGCAGAAAUAGAAUGUAAUAUUACAAUCUAACGGAUACCGUCAACUCUGUGAGCACUAUGAGCAGCCAGAAGUAGGUAAAGAUUUUGUUAAUAACUAUGAAAAGAUUGGAGCUACUAACAUGUUUAUGGAUGCCAAACUACCCAUAAAUUUCCUUCUGUGAACAGUUUAAACACAAAUUUGUUCCGCUUAUGUUUCAUGAAUGAGACCCAAUGUGUCCAUGUUACCUUAGAAUGAAUCGUUUAGCUACAUAACAAGUGGAUCCUUUUCUGCGGAGUCCGCCAUGUUGUUUCUACAGGAUCCCAGAACAGACAAACCAAACACUGGCUCUGGAUAGGGCCAUUUGCAUUUUCGCAUCAGACACAAUAUUUCUCCUGUAUGCUUGGCACACAGGAGAAAUUUCAGUUGGUUGUGAUCUGCAGCCUCACCACUAGAUGCCACGAAAUCCUACACACUAGACCUUUAAAUUUGUGGCACAACAAUUAGUUACUUUAGCUCAACUUGACUGUUGAUAUUAACAUGUUUCACAGACUUACAGAACAAAUGAAAAAUAACUGCUAAGUACUAUACUUACUAUAAAACUUCAAUUAAUAGCCUGGGCUAUUAUUUGCUUAAAUCCCUGAAAUCAACAGGCUUAUAUUUGGGACAGGCAUCUACAUGGGGCAGGCCUUUAAUUCCUUUCACACAAAAACAGUUGCUCAGCAAAGAUGGGGAAUACAAUCAAAUGUUUAUUUAAACCAGCAUGAAUAUUACUUGUUUAAAAAUUAGGCUUCGGAUAAUAUAUCAAUUAUGAAUCAUUCAUUUGAUCUAUCUCCAACAGACAGCACAUUGAGUUAAGGCACUUGAGGCUUAUAGCACCCGGCAUACAGACACAACAUCACUUUAUUCUGUUAAAACAAUACUCCCAAUUUGGAUUAUUUUUUAUGAAAAACCCUUUUGAUUCUUUUGCUUUGAGGACCCUUAUGGACGAAAGGAGUAUUAAUAAGUUACAGGGUAAUUGAGGAAUGGACACAUCAUUUGAGGUAGCCAACCGGUUUUAUACCUCCAAACACUGAUGGACUCAGGGGGGCCGCCUCGGUCGAAAACGCUGCACUAAAGCGCCCUCUUGAGUGGCAAUAAUGAGAGGAUGUGCCCUAUCAGCUGCCCUCUUGAAUGAUGAAAACAAGCGGAUGUGCCCUUUUGGCUGCCUUCUUGAUUAACAAAAACGAGAGCAUGUGCCCUUUUGGCUGCCCUCUUGUCCUCAUGUCAUGCAGUAGGUGCCCUUUUUUCCUUAUCGUCCCUGCCCUUCAAACAUCCUGAGUCCGUCACUGCAUCCAAAUAACUUCCAUCCAGCCUGGAGCCUAUCCCAGCUGACACUGGGCGAGAGGCAGGGUACACCCUAGACAGGUCGGCAGACUAUUGCAGAUGUAGAGACAAACACUCACAUUCACACCUAUGGACAAUUUAGAGUCGCCAAUUAACCUAUCCCCAGUCUGCAUGUCUUUGGACUUUGGGGGGAAGCCUGAGUACCCGGAGAGAACCCACGCUGACACGGGGAGAACAUGCAAACUCCGCACAGAAGGGUUCCCACGGGAUCGAACCAGGAACCCUCUCACUGUGAGGCGACAGUGCUAACCACUACUCCACCGUGCCGCCCCUCCAAAUAACUUCUAUAAUAAAAAUUACCUGCUUGGCAUCUAGACCACACAUCUAAUUGAGAUAGGCAUUUAGUUAAGGGGACUGGGCAUUCAACUGAAGUUUUAUGGUAUAUGAAAAAGACUGUAUAUGAGUUGGAGGGCAUGUUUUCUUUAAAAACUGCCAAAA
Epinephelus fuscoguttatus (brown-marbled grouper) is the source of this 5356-nucleotide messenger RNA. RefSeq names its product solute carrier family 12 member 3 (gene slc12a3). Lineage: Eukaryota; Metazoa; Chordata; Actinopteri; Perciformes; Serranidae. Gene Ontology annotation, molecular function: sodium:potassium:chloride symporter activity. The record is from RefSeq and is a predicted model, not a curated record. Gene Ontology annotation, biological process: sodium ion transmembrane transport; cell volume homeostasis; chloride ion homeostasis. Gene Ontology annotation, cellular component: membrane.